Molecule: messenger RNA, 565 nt
Organism: Cuscuta europaea
Lineage: Eukaryota; Viridiplantae; Streptophyta; Magnoliopsida; Solanales; Convolvulaceae
Source: the annotation of a GenBank genome assembly
GGACUCCUUCGGACUGCUUCUUUUUCCCAAUUCCGUUUCUGAAGCUAAACGGCCGUACUCUUCCACCGAUCGUUCCACAAGUUGGAGCAUCAAUGGGGGUUUCAUUAAAUUCCUAUUCAAUGAUGAAAUUUGAUCAGUUUCAGAUGAUUUCCUCCUAUGCUUCUAUAAAUGGGGGUUUCCUUAGGCUUAUCAUCUUUUCCACGAGUCCUGAUCACUACUUUAACGACAUUUGCCGAACUAACUCCAGUGUAUUUGGCAGCAUCGUACUUUGCAUCUCUUUCCGUGCGUUUGUUUUGGAGUAAAAGUGAGGACGGUCCGCCAAGCAUGGAGUGAUGUAUUUUUCGUGACAGAUCAGAUAUCUUACUGCCACUCUACACUAACUAAUUGUUAACAUGGUCAAGAGACAGAAAUUCCACCCCUUUUCUGGAUGUCAUAUUUGAGAAGAAAUAAAAUAAAAUUCAUACGAAAUAUUUUUCUUUGGUUAUGUUUAAAAUUUCAUUUGGUUACAGAAAUUUAUGUAUUGAAGGUUAUGGUUCUGGAUUCUUGGCCAGAUUUGAAAUAAAGA